AUGUGGCUCAAUAGUCGCGAUCUCUCUCGAGACGACGACGGCAGCUCUACACGCAAUGACGGUGUGUGGAGUUUUGCCGACUCGAGUGUCAGUAGUGCGUCGUCGCACGGGUCUAUUGGUGCCUCUGGCUCCUCCCGCGCGCUCUGGAAUCGCAUGGAAAUGGCUGAAGAAGAGCGGGAGGAAGAAGCCUUACCGUCAUACUUGUCGUACUUGCAGCCGGCGUUCCGUCCAGCGCCUCGAGCGUCCACGACCGACUCAUUGACAUCUCAGCGGACGACGGCGUCCGUGCUUGCGACGCCGUCUUCACCUGUUCAACAGCAAGUUGAAGCGCCUUUGAACGUUCAGCACGUGACCCGCAAAAGUGCCGAGCUAGCACAGGCUCUCGAGCAUCUUGUACUGGGCUCGGUCCACCGCUAUAUUGGUGAGGCGGCCGUGUCAGACACAACCGGAAGGUGCUCGUGUGACGAGUUACGGCUUCAGAUGCACGAGGUGGUGUCCCAGGUGACCAGGUUGCAACAGCAUGUACUGGAGCUUACGAAGAAGAGCAGUCGGAUUGAGACGGACGGCAGUCGAGGGACUGGAGCAAGCAGCUCAACCUCAUCUUGGAGUGCAGCGGCACCGCCGUUUGUGCCGAAACAGCAGCUGUGCAAGCCGUUGACACCGUCGGUACCGGUGGUGGCGCUCGUUUCGUCGACUGCUACGGUCUUGAGUGACCGCAUCUCGACGUUAGAAGGACGACAGAGUGCGUUCCAGUCACAGUUGGCUACAGUUGCUAAGGUGCUGGGCAUUCCCACGGGUAAAGCAGGCAAACACAGUCCAGUGAAGCAUUUGGUGCAGACUGUGCGUGAUGAAGUUGAUGCAAAAGUGCAGGAGGUCAUUGGGGAGGCUCGAACGGGUCUAAUGGCGGAGCUCAAGACUUCGUUGGUAGAUUGUAAAGUGGAACAUACAGGCAAGGAGGAUCCACAAGCAGCUUUGUCAUCAAAUGCAGUUCUCGCAGCGUUAGCAGGCGAGCACGAAGCGUCUUUGGCGCGACUAAGUCGAUCAUUUGAGGAGUUGCUGGCAGACGAAGCUCGACAGCGAGCAGCACUCGAAGAUCGGGUUCGGUCUCAAUUGGCACAGCAAGAAGAGUGGUUACAGCAGCUGGAAGGUGCGUUUGGGUCUCGUCACGACCCGAAUUACACUCAGGAUGUCCACAGAAAAGACUCGGAUGAUCUACACAGCAAGCUUAAAAGGCUAGAACGGAGAUGCGAAGAGAGCCUGGACUUUUGCCAGCGUGUGGCUCAACUGCUUCCGGACGUCGCAAAGUCGAGUCUCCUCCCCUGUCGACCCGCGGAAGAAGCAAAUGGACUGAGCUGGCCAGAUCGCAUGGUAGGCAAAGGAUAG
Molecule: messenger RNA, 1383 nt
Organism: Peronospora matthiolae
Lineage: Eukaryota; Oomycota; Peronosporomycetes; Peronosporales; Peronosporaceae
Source: the annotation of a GenBank genome assembly